This is a messenger RNA of Vigna unguiculata (cowpea), 949 nucleotides long. RefSeq lists its product as uncharacterized. The record is from RefSeq and is a predicted model, not a curated record. Lineage: Eukaryota; Viridiplantae; Streptophyta; Magnoliopsida; Fabales; Fabaceae.
CAUACUUUAAUCCCGUCACCUCAGCCAUUAUAUCAGUGGUACAGAGUCAGAAGGUAGUGACAGAGUCUGAGUAUGAGAAAUGAGAAAGAGAACACGAAAUGAAGCUAACAAGGAAAACCCUGAAAUGAAAGGGAGCAUGAUGGAAGAACUGGCAAAGGAAGAGUUGGAGCUGCUUGAAGCCCAAUAUCCAAACCAGCAUGAGUAUCUAAAACAUGAACUCAAGUCCUUCAUCUUUCAACUCCAGACCAAGAACCUCGAUUCUGAACUUCUUCUGGAACACAACCACUGCAACAACCACUUUGUUUUCCUUGAUACCGAAGAAUCCACAAGCUUGGAGGGGCAAAAGAAGAGCAUUGACUGUGGUUUAGAACCUGCUUUGGGAGACAGAGUAGUGACUGAGGGGGAGAUUAGCGAAAGUUCUGAGCUUGAAACUCCCAAAAGUAACGUGAUGAAGCACUCCUCAAGCAGGAAGAACAAGAGGAAAGAUAGGGUGGAUUUGGUUCUUGAGAGGGCACAAGUUUGUCUCAAAAAAAUCAAACACUUGAAGACAUUCUUACUUUCUUCCUUCUGAAGUUUGGACAUAAAUGUUUUUGUUUGACUCAUGUGAACCUGGUGUUAGAAGAAGGUGACAAGAGAUUUUUUGAUGCUGUCCAUGUUGUUUUGCUGUAAUUGGUUGAUAUAGCGCAUAGCCGUUGUGGGUUUUGUCUGGCGAUGGUAUCAGCACAGAGAAUGGUUCCAAGGAUUCUUUUGUGGCUGUUUUAUGCUUUUUGCGAAAAUAUCAAAGUUGUGAAUUUUCUGUGGUGUAAAGGUGCAACCGUGGACAGAGGUAGAAUAGAAUGAGUCAGUAUCCAUGUUGCAGUAUACUUUAUCAAAAAGAAAGUCUCCUUUUUUUCCUCUUUAGGACUAGACAAUCUUGAAUUAAAGAAUCAGAAGGGCCAAAUUGUGACUA